Molecule: messenger RNA, 627 nt
Organism: Colletotrichum costaricense
Lineage: Eukaryota; Fungi; Ascomycota; Sordariomycetes; Glomerellales; Glomerellaceae
Exons: 1
Coding region: 1-627 (208 amino acids)
Biological process (GO): DNA repair; regulation of DNA-templated transcription
Molecular function (GO): zinc ion binding; methyltransferase activity; DNA binding
Source: RefSeq, a predicted model, not a curated record
AUGGCCUCUCAAUCCAACAAGACCGUCGAUUCUGCCCGGUGGCUUCUCGUCUCUCGUCGAGAUCUCUCUGCUAAUUCGUCUUUCUUCUACGGUGUCAAAUCGACCCAAAUCUUUUGCCGGCCAACGUGCCCCGGUCGUGUCGCCCGACGAGGAAAUAUCAUCUUUUUCAACGACCUGCAACAUGCCUCGCAAUCCGGAUACCGACCCUGCAAGCGAUGCGAGCCAUGUAAUGACGACUGGAGCAGAGACAGCAGCAGUCGCAAGAUUGCACAUCAGGCGCGCGCUAUGAUUGCAGCCGCCGAGGCCGACAGCCUCAAGUGGACCGUAGGAGGCCUGGCGCGGAAGCUGGGCGUGGCAAGCGCGCACCUCCACCGGCAAUUUAAGAAAUGUUUUCUCAUGACUCCCAAGGCUUUUGCGGAAUCUCUUAGUAGGGCAGAGAGAAGCCUAAUUGGGUGUUCGGGACUCGACGGACAAGUUCCGUCCUCAGACUACAGAUUACCAGGGACGUUUACAGACCUCGAAGAAUACUUUCCUUCGGACGGCCCCAUGGGCGGUUUCUUGACUUGGUCUGCGGAUGAGGUGGACUUAUUCGAAGCCCUGGGCCCUACUAUAGAUACGGGAUCUUGA